This is a messenger RNA of Knipowitschia caucasica, 2457 nucleotides long. The record is from the annotation of a GenBank genome assembly. Lineage: Eukaryota; Metazoa; Chordata; Actinopteri; Gobiiformes; Gobiidae.
AUGGAGUUUAUAGACAUCAGCCAGCUGUCUUUCAUACACGACUUGGGCCCUAAAGGAUUGGAGGGGAUGAUCCACAAGCGCUCAGGAGGACAUCGCAUACCGGGCAUGAACUGCUGUGGUCAUACCCAAGCCUGCUACCGCUGGUCCAAACGGUGGCUGGUGGUGAAGGACUCGUUCCUUCUCUACAUGAAGCCAGACUCUGGGGCCAUUUCCUUUGUGCUUCUGUUGGACAAAGAGUUCAGCAUCAAAAUGGACUCCAAAGACACAGAGACUAAAUACGGGGUCCGCGUCGACAGUCUCUCGCGGACGCUGGUGUUCAAAUGCAGCAGCUACAGACACGCUCGCUGGUGGGGACAGAGCAUCGAGAACUUUGUCAGAAAUCACGGGAAAGCCUUUCUCCGGGAUCAUCGCUUCAGCUCCUUUGCACAAGAGCAGGAGAAUAUCCCGGCCAAAUGGUACGUAAACGGAAAAACAUACAUGGAAGACGUAGCAGAUGCUUUGGAGGAGGCGAAGGAGGAGAUUUUCAUCACAGACUGGUGGUUGAGUCCAGAAAUCUUCCUAAAAAGACCAGUGGUGGAGGGCAACAGAUGGAGGCUCGACUACAUCCUGAGGCGCAAAGCACAACAGGGCGUGCGGAUCUUUGUGAUGUUGUACAAGGAAGUGGAGCUUGCUUUGGGAAUCAACUCUGGCUACAGCAAGAGAACUCUGCGGCACCUUCAUCCCAACAUCAAGGUGAUGCGACAUCCUGACCAUGUGUCCUCUUCCGUGUAUCUCUGGGCCCAUCAUGAGAAGAUCGUGGUCAUCGAUCAGAGCGUGGCGUUUGUGGGCGGGAUCGAUUUGGCCUACGGUCGCUGGGACGACCGCGAGCAUCGGCUCACAGAUGUGGGCAGUGUGACCCGGUCUGUGGCACUGGAGCAGGCUUCCGUAGCAGACUGUGUUGCUCAGAGGAACGGGCGCGGGAUCCCUCCCUCCGCUGAGGUGGACUUACCCAAACUGAAAGGCAUCGGGCGCAGUCGAAUGUCCCGCUUCAGCCUGUACAGACACAUCCACAGACACGCGGUGCAGAGGGCCGACAGUGUGAGCAGUGAGGACAGCACAGGGAGUGGUUCUGUGAAAAGCCUGAAAACCGGAAUGGGAGAACUUCAGGGCAACACGCGCUUUUGGCAUGGAAAAGAUUACUGCAACUUUGUGUACAAGGACUGGAUUCAGCUGGAGAAGCCUUUUGACGACUUUAUCGACCGAUACACAACGCAGCGGAUGCCGUGGCACGACAUCGCCUCUGUGGUUCACGGGAGAGCUGCAAGGGACGUGGCCAGACAUUUUAUUCAGCGCUGGAACUUCACAAAGAUCAUGAAGCCGAGGUACCGCUCCUUGUCGUAUCCCUACCUGCUCCCCAAGUCUCACACAAGUGCCAGUGAGAUCCGAUACCAGGUCCCAGACAGCGUCACCACCAAAGUCCAAGUGCUGCGUUCGGCAGCGGACUGGUCCGCUGGUAUUAAGUAUCACGAGGAGUCCAUCCACAAUGCCUACGUCCAGGUCAUCGCCCAGAGCAAACACUACAUCUACAUCGAGAACCAGUUUUUCAUUUCUUGCGCUGAAAACAAAAUAGUCCAGAACAAGAUCGGGGACGCCAUCAUUCAGCGGAUUCUCAGAGCCCACAGAGAGGGGAAAAAGUACCGGGUCUACGUGGUGACGCCUCUGCUCCCUGGGUUUGAGGGCGACAUCACGACCGGAGGAGGGAACGCCAUCCAGGCUGUCAUGCACUUCAACUACAGGACCAUGAUAAGAGGGGAAUACUCUAUAAUAUCUCAGCUAAAAAGAGAAAUGGACGACCACUGGAUGAAUUAUAUUUCCUUCGCUGGUCUGAGAACUCACGCUGAGCUGGAGGGACGCCUGGUCACGGAGCUCAUCUACGUCCACAGCAAGAUGCUCAUUGCCGACGACAACACCGUCAUCAUCGGCUCUGCAAACAUCAACGACAGGAGCAUGCUGGGAAAGCGUGACAGCGAGGUGGCGGUGAUCGUGGAGGACUCGGAGAAGGUGUCCUCCGUGAUGGAUGGACAGAGUUAUGAAGCUGGACCCUACGCACUGCAGCUGCGCCUGGAGUGCUUCAGAACAAUCCUCGGAGGCCACACUGACAGCAGCAUUGACCUGUCAGACCCCAUCAGUGAGCGCUUCUACAAAGAAGUUUGGAUGACUACCGCUGGACGCAACGCCACCAUUUAUGAGAAGGUGUUCCGAUGUCUUCCCUCGUCUCUGGUGCGUAACAUGGUCGAGCUGGAGCAGUACCAGACCAAACAGGGACUGGCUCAGACCGACGUGACCAAAGCCCGAGACGAACUCAGGAAAAUCCGGGGUUUCCUGGUCCAGUUUCCUUUGGACUUCUUGUCUGAACAAAACCUCAUGCCUUCUGUGGGAACCAAAGAGGCCAUGGUUCCAACUGAGAUCUGGACAUAG